Hypanus sabinus (Atlantic stingray) is the source of this 5530-nucleotide messenger RNA. Its product is annotated as heparan-alpha-glucosaminide N-acetyltransferase-like. NCBI's taxonomy places the organism in Eukaryota, Metazoa, Chordata, Chondrichthyes, Myliobatiformes, Dasyatidae. The transcript has 18 exons. The record is from RefSeq and is a predicted model, not a curated record. Bases 208 to 2223 code for a protein of 671 amino acids.
UGUCACGCCCCGCUAUUGACCAGCACACUUAGUCCCGCCCCAGUUGCACCUCCUUGCCUAUGCCACGCCCCGCUAUUGACCAGCACACUUAGUCCCGCCCCGAAUGACGAACGCCCUUCGCGCUCUUGCAGACUGAUUUGUUCCACCAGAAGCCCCGCCCCCUCACCUUGUCCCACGAGGCGGAGUCGAUACCGGAAGUGGCGACGGAUGAAGCGACGAGUGCGCAAGGCGGCUGAAGGCAGAAGACGGGGCAUUCAGCAGCCUGAUUUAUUGCGGCCGCUCGGAGCACAGGGACGGCGUUGGAGCAGCCGGACCGAGGCGGUAGAACUAAUGGAGGUGGUCGGCUUGAGCCUGGGCCUGGUGGCCGCGCUGAUUGUCGCUCUGUCAGUGCUAAUGGUGGGCGGCGUGAAUUCGCUGACGGUGGCUGAAGAGUCUCCCGACAGAAAGCAUUAUAAACUUGAGAUGGACCAGGCACUUUUAAGUGUUUAUAAUGAAUUGUCUGAGGUGCUGGUUGUUUCCUGGCUGUCAGAUCACUGUUACCAGUGCAAGUUUCAGAAACUUGGUAGUGUGCCUCCAAAAAAGCAUUUGGGACUUCAACAAAAACCCCCUGGGAAUUCAACAUUUGCCAUUGACACUAAACAUGCAGUUUUGUUGCAGUUGAACAUCACAGAUGAGGUGUGCAGGGUUCAUGAAAGCUUUGGGGAGCUUGGACACUAUUCCUUAUGGGUGAGAAAGGCCAAUCGGAGUAAUGCGAGUGGGACAGUGACCUGUAACAUCGUUACCGACAAAGCGCCCAUCAACAGCAAUCUUCCAAUUUUAUAUGCAUUCCUCGUCUUUGUUGGCAUCGUCUUUCUCAUGUGUUUAGGAAAGUUCAUACAAGGGCUAACUCUUUUUAAAAACUUGUUGUUUCGUCUAUCAAGUCGAGUGGAGAUGGAACGGUUAAUCAACUCUGAGCUGGGAUCACCAAUUCGUGUGGGCGACAGCACUGGUCAAAAUAACCUGGUCCCUGGACAUAGUGCAGGCUCUCAGCGGCUUCGUUCACUAGAUACUUUGCGAGGGUUGUCUUUGGUGAUCAUGAUCUUUGUUAACUAUGGAGGUGGGAGAUACUGGUUCUUCAAACAUGAAAGUUGGAAUGGAUUAACAGUAGCAGAUUUAGUUUUCCCUUGGUUUGUGUUUAUCAUGGGAACCUCCAUUGCGCUGUCCUUGAACUCGGUGUUACAGGUUAACCGCUCCAGGUGGAAACUGUUGACUAAAAUUGCUUGGAGAACUGCCGUACUUCUUUUGCUUGGCAUCUUUAUCAUUAACCCAAAUUAUUGCAAGGGACCACUUUCCUGGGAUACUCUGAGGAUUCCAGGUGUACUUCAGAGGCUAGGUCUUUCAUAUGGUGUGAUUGCUGUCCUGGAGCUUUUGUGUGGAAAAGAAUAUCCUGAAAGUCUUGCUUUGGACAACUUAUGGUCUCCAGCCAGGGAUGUUUUGAUCUACUGGCCCCAGUGGAUCUUUAUUUUGCUAUUGGAGUGUGCUUGGCUAUGUCUGACAUUACUGUUACCUGUACCAGGUUGUCCACAGGGUUACCUUGGCCCUGGAGGGAUUGGAGACUUUGGACAGUUUGCAAACUGCACUGGCGGAGCAGCAGGCUACAUUGAUCGUUUGGUCUUUGGAGAGAACCAUAUGUACCAACACCCUUCUUGUGCGAUACUUUAUAAGACAACAGUGCCUUUUGAUCCAGAGAACUUGCUGGGACUAAUCAAUUCAAUUGUGAUGACAUUUCUGGGACUACAGGCUGGAAAGAUUUUUCUUAUUUACAAAGGUCAAAACAAGCAGAUUAUGCUUAGAUUUUUAUUUUGGAGCAUCCUGCUGGGUGUUAUUUCAGCUAUCCUUACAAAAUGCUCUAAAGACGAUGGAUUCAUUCCAGUCAACAAGAACUUGUGGUCCAUCACUUAUGUUACAACACUAAGUUCCUUUGCCUACAUUCUUCUCUUGCUGAUUUACUUUAUGGUGGAUAUAAAGAAACACUGGACUGGAGCUCCACUUUACUACCCAGGGAUGAACUCUAUUCUGGUGUACGUUGGACACGAGGUGUUUGAGCACUACUUUCCUUUCAGAUGGAAAAUGCUUAAUGAUCGUUCACAUGGGGAACACUUGGCCCAGAAUCUUGUUGCUACCAUUAUCUGGGUUAUUAUUUCUUAUGUUCUUUACAAGAAGAAAAUAUUUUGGAAAAUCUAAUGGGAAUCUAUUUUUUUGGCAAAUACAGAAAGUGACAGUAUAUUUUUCUAUAAUUGUGAAUUAAAUGAACAAGUUGUGUACAUUUUGUUAACAUGGGUAUGCAAAUUUCACUGGAAUUUUAAUUUUUUCACUUGGCCAGUAUAUCAGUGUUUCAUUAAUCAAUUUCCUGGUAAUCAUGAGUUUACAAUCUACUUGGUUUUUAAAAAGUGUCAAUUUUGCAGAGCAACAAGAUAGAUCUUUUAACUUCAUUGUGAAUUGGUGAUAUUUGAAAUUGUAUUGAAGUAUUGACUAAAUCAAAAGGUUAAUUUAAUCUCUGCUUUUUCACCAUUCCAGCCUCCAAUACUUUGCUCAAUCUCUCAAUGCCUACCUCUCAUUCUACUUUCUUACCCCAUGAUCUAUCACUGGUCAUUUAUUCCUGUUUACUUGUCAAAAUUAUCUUAACCCUAAUAUUAAACAGAUUUCUCUUAAAUAAGCAUUUGUAAAAGCUGUUAAUGGAUAUGAGAGGGACGUGUCUCCUAUUAACAGUUCUACCACAUCCUGUUUAUGGUGAUACAAGUUUCUAAUAGGCAAACCUUCCACCAGAGUUCAAAUCUCUAUAUUGAAUCAUAAAUAGGCAGAGCUGAGAGAUUGGAAAGUUUGAAGACUGGAAUGCAAAAGUCAUUUCACCUCAUUAAUGUUUGUGCUUAUUUGAGAAGCUUGCUUGUUUAAGAGUAAUUAUAAAUGCUCGACUGAAAUAAUGAUGGCCUUUGUGUGUUUAAGGAAGCAUUUGCAAUUGAAGACUUGUAUCAGAUGCUUUAGCCUGUGCCUGUCCAAUCUGUCACUGCUACCACUGAAAAGCUUGUUUAUAUUGUACACUACAUCAAAUUAAGGAAUGUAUAGAUUAUCUUUCAGAUUAACCAGGUGCUGUAGAAACUUCCUCUUAAUAUUGAAUGCUAGAACUGUUUCUCCUUAUCUGUUAAGUCCUAUGUUUGUCAUAUAUAGAGCAAACUUGUUAUUAAGGAAGUUACCUGAACCCAAAAUUUUAGUGAAGCUAGAUUGGAAUCAAGAUUUGAUUGAACUCAAUAAUUAUGCAAGAAAACAUCUGGAUUUCAGGGUACACAUAAUGCUGGAGGAACUCAGCAGGCGAGGCAGCAUCUUUGGAAAAAAGUACAGUCGAUGUUUCGGGCCGAGACCCUUUUUUCCAUAGAUGCUGCCCUGCCUGCUGAAUUUCUCCAGCAUUUUGUGCGUUUUGCAAGGAUUUCCAGCAUUUGCAGAUUUUUUUUCUUGUUUGGAUUGGACUUUGGGAUAACUGUUACAGAGCAGAUUGCUGAUGAAUUUCUAAUGCUUCUCUAGCCAGAAUUUUCUUGUCCAUUAAGACUUUGGUAUAGAGAUUUCUGUUGGGAAGAAUUCCAGUACCUAGUAACUGUGUCUGGUGUAUCAUCAACAUGAUGUACUACAAAGCUACAGAGAUCAGAUAUUCCGUUAUCAGUUUAUCUUGGAGGACCUUGAGCCCAUGUAGACCCUAUCUUAGAUUAGAAAUGGCUUGUUUGUACUCAAGUACACAUUGUGUUAUGCUAGGUUUAGGAACACAUCAAAACUCAGUGAAUGUUAUUUCCACUCAAUGCAGCUACCAACUUCUUAGCCAUCUAACCUCACCAUGGUGGAAUGUGUCUUGUUCUUAUGUGAUUCACUUGAACUUUUGUGGUGGUGAGAUCUAGAUCAACACAAUCUGCUUGUGCAUGUAUUGACUGCUUAAUUUGUCUUGUGACUUGGCCAAGGCAAGAAUUGUAUAAAUAUUUUCAGUGGGUUUUGUGGCUUCCUGCUCUAUCUGAUCAGACUUAUGUAGAUAUCUAAAAUCUGUAAUUUGUCUGCUUCAAACCAUUGUUUGAUUUGGGAGGAUUGCAUUAUAAAAACAAAGCCUAAACUUUCUCCUUUAGAGUAGGCAGUGUUGAGAAUUACAAUACUAUAUUGCCAUUCCUAGGAUGGCAGUGAUCACUGUUUGAAAUCCUUAGCCUAAAUGAAAGUUCAUGCCAGUAUCAGUAUUUUGUGUGCAAUGUUACUGAUUUGAGAAAUUGCUCUGUUAUUAACCGUAUGGUUUAUUUGUGAUUGUUUAUCUUCUAAUUUGAACUGGCAGGGAAAAUGAGUUGGUGUUCAGUCUUACAAAAAAAGACUAAUCUAUCUCAUACAUUCUUUCUGGGAGAAAUUGUCAGGAUUGCCCUGGCACUUUAAUCUUGGUAUUACUUACAAUGGCUGAAACCUGGCUUUCAAAUGAUAAAUUGUAUUCCCUUAAUGCAAUGCUUUGCACUGCUAAUUAUCUCCCUCUAUUGGUUUUUAUAUAGAAAAUAGAAUUGAAUAUUAAAAUUGAAUUCUGGUGAACGUAAAGCUGCAGGCUGGGGGCCACAGCUUUCAGUUGUGCUCUCUCUGAACCUUGCUUUAGUUGUCUUCUCAGACUAAGGGUGUUAAAAUCUUUCUUCAGUUUUUUGUUAAAGGAGCCCUUAAAGUUUAAUUCCAAACUUAAAUCUUAUAUAUAGGUUUAAGUUUAGAAUUCAGAAAGGGCUAUCUGCUACUUAAGGUGAUAAUACUUCAGUGGUUUGUUACGAGAAAUGCAAAUGUCAGAAUGUGUUAGAAUAAAUGAAGUUAUCAAUGCUUUUGAAUGCUAUACUAGGUGGCUUAAAUAUAAAGUGCUGUACUUCAUUUUACUGGGGGGGAAAAUGGCAUAGAGCUUUUGUUGUCGGGACUGGUUUUAGAAUGCUUGAGUAAUAUAAUUGUUUUUGUGGGAAUAUUGAAUCUUAAGCAAUUGAUUUUAAAACUAAAUUUCUCAGCAAUGUUAAAGAUCCACUUAUUAUCAAGUAUUGAAGAAAUUUUCUGUACUUAAAAUAUUUUCUUGAUGUUCAUUUAAUGCACAAGUCACUUUAGAGAGAGGCCCUGACUAAUAGUUGUUUGUCAAACUUGAUGUUUUAAGUGUCAUUCUUCCCCCCCCCCCCCCAAAAAAAAGACUCCUUAACAUUCCAAAACACAACACAUUUCAGCUGCUGUGGUGUGCUGAGCCAUUACUGGAUUGAGAAACAUUGUUAACCCAGGUCACCAGCCUUGAAGCAAGAAAAGUAUCUACAGCACCAAAGUACUGUUCUCAAAGUCAUGUUUACAUUGUGCAGGCAUUAUAAUGGAUCUUCACAUUUAAUUUAAAUGACAACCCUUCACUUCCAAAAGGGAAAUGUUACAUUUGCUUUUAGAAUGCUAGACGGUUUGUAUGUUAAUUCAAUGAUCCUUAUGUAAUUGGAAUGUAUUACCACUUUGUAAAAAUGAAUAAAGGGAUUUCUGUACUGCA